Messenger RNA from Cinclus cinclus, 1632 nucleotides. RefSeq lists its product as uncharacterized. Gene Ontology annotation, molecular function: protein binding. Lineage: Eukaryota; Metazoa; Chordata; Aves; Passeriformes; Cinclidae. The record is from RefSeq and is a predicted model, not a curated record. The transcript is spliced from 13 exons. The coding region runs from base 1 to 1632 and encodes 543 amino acids.
AUGAAUGGCAGCAGUGGACGUGGAUCUGGUGCACUCCCACAGCCCCUGUAUUUGUGGGAGAGAGCAGCAUCCCCCAGGCUGCUGGAACCCUCGGGCUGGGGUGUCUCUGCAGCAGCAGGAAAAUGUAAAGUUCCCCCUGACUGGGACCCCAAACUGCAGUUUAACCCAAAGAGGAGCAGCUAUGACUUGAAUGAAGUGGUGCAGCUCAGCUGUGCUGGGAAGUUCGUGCCAUCUGUACCACAGAUCCAAUGCAUUUCCAGAGGGGCCCAGACCCUGUGGAAUGAGACUGCCACCUGCAAAAAAACAUGCCAAAAACCCCACUGGGACUCCAGACUCCAGCUGGCACCAGACCAGGAGAGAUACAAGAAGAAUGAAGAAGUGAUGCUGAGCUGUCCCAAGGGUUUCCAGCCACCCUUCACCCAUGUCAAAUGUACAGGAAAAAUUCUCUCUAUUAUCAAUGGAAAACCUUUAUACAGAGAAGCUUGGAAUGGAAGGGACAGCAGAGGCAGCUGGACCAACAUUCAGCCCAACCCAGGCAGGGUACAGUGCCUUGAGGUCCUCCAGGUUGUCCCUGAGACCUUGAAGGUUUCCAGCACCAGCAUCAAACUGAACUGGACCUGCAUGCUCACUAACAUGUGCCAGCAUAUUCGGGCCAGGUGCCGGCUGGAGCGGCGUUCCUCCUCAAACUGUGAGGCUGAGGAGGUGAAGGGAGAAGAGAUAUUACAAGGCCAGGAGGGAACCUUCACCUGCUCCCCUCUGCAGCCCUUCACUGUCUACAGUGUCACUAUCUCCCUGCUGCCUAGCACAAUCUUGUACACACGGCUCCUCAGCACAAAGGAAAUGGUGCCAGACAAACUGGAAAAGCUGUGGCUGGAUCUCAGCACGGGGUCCCUCAAGUGGAAGACACUGCCCUCCUGCAAAGGGGAGAUCAUUGGAUACCAGCUGAACAUCACCACCAUGAGAGCAGCGGACAGCAGCUUCCUCAAAUUCAGUCAGGUGUUGGUGAACCAGUCUGUCUCCGAGUAUGUGCCACCACAUCAGGCAGCUGGCAGCAAAUACCUGGUGACAGUGCAGGGCCUGACGGCAGCAGGGGCUGGGGCUGCAUCACAGCUGGAAUUCCAAACCUACGCCCUGGGGCAGCCUCUGGGCCCUUGGCCUGAGUCAGCAGUCAUUGUAGUGGUGGUGGUGGUGGUGCUGUUGAUCCCCUUGUCUGCUGGGAUCCUCUGGUUCGUGUUCUGCAGAAAAAAGAAAGCCUUGCCCAGCAAAGCCGAGGAGGAUCACUACACAGAGCUCCAGCCAUAUGAGAAUGUACAUGGGGAUAAUUACUGCGUGAUCAAGACUUUUCUUGAGAAAGAUGCAGAGCAGCAAUUUGUGGGUAUUGGGUGGAGAGGAGGAGAGAAACUCGAGGCUGUGUGGCUGCUGCUGACAGUACAGGCUUGUGGUUUGGACGGGGCUACCUGCUACCCCCAGCUCCUGUCCAGUCACCUCAGUGCCCUUGUGAGGACAUCCAAAGUGGAUGGGAGGUUCUGGAGGAAGAGAAAAGUGGUGGCUGCUGAUGAGCAAGGGGCAUGCACUGCCUUUAUGUGGUUUCUCAAAGGUCUUCCAUCUCCUGUGAUCAUUGAGGGGAAGUGA